This is a messenger RNA of Lactuca saligna, 675 nucleotides long. NCBI's taxonomy places the organism in Eukaryota, Viridiplantae, Streptophyta, Magnoliopsida, Asterales, Asteraceae. The record is from the annotation of a GenBank genome assembly.
AUGUUAUCUAUGGUCAGGGGUGGAAAACUGAAAGAUGUUGCAGUUGAUGCUCAUAUACGUUCCUACUGUUGGUCUGGUGAUCUCAUUAGAUCUGCCUCUUCCUCUGGUGAUUCAAGAUUUCCUUAUGUGCAUUCAAAUGAGUUAGUCUUUGAGUUGCAGAAGGCUAGAGCUGCAGAAUCUGAUUUGGUGGGUGGUGAGGAUCUUAUUGAAGGAAUAAAAAAAUGUUUUAUUAAAAUGAGUUUUGUUUAUGUCGUGGUCAUGAUAGAUUGGUACACUGAGAUGCUGGCCUGGUGGCUUUUGUCUUUCACUGUUUUAAGGAAUGUGAGUCAAUGGUCAGCUAGGACGAUUCAAGUUGAAGAGAGCGUUCACAAAGCUUACAUUUCUCUUAUUGAAAAAGCUAAACACUUCAUCUACAUUGAGGUAAAGUUGAUGGAAGAAAGGAGUAUAAAGCCACUUGAUUUAAAUCUUGUAGCAUUAUCAACAACAUGCAGUAAAGACUUGGAGUUGAAUUUGGCUAAGUCAUUAUUGAGUGAGAUGGGCCAAUGUACAACUGCUUAUCCAUAUAAUCAGCUGUUUGGAGCAUUAGUCUCAAAGAAUUAUGAAAGGCAAGAUGCAACUUUACUUAGUUGGAAUUUGAUAUACAUAGUAGAUUGGAUGCAAAUCUAUAUAUUGUAA